Molecule: messenger RNA, 373 nt
Organism: Serpula lacrymans var. lacrymans S7.9
Lineage: Eukaryota; Fungi; Basidiomycota; Agaricomycetes; Boletales; Serpulaceae
Exons: 3
Source: RefSeq, a predicted model, not a curated record
UUUUCUUACCAGAUGUCACACUACAACAUCCUUGGUGCAGAUAUCAAUGACGAUGGACGCUUGCCUUCAAUCUAUGUCACUUCCGACCUACAGGGCACUUCCAUGAUCGAUAUUAAUCCCACAAACGUUAUUGGGGACAACGAAUCAUCCUAUCCUAUUGGUCACCCGCGAUUUCUCGGGGUGGGCUGCUCGCAGUAUGAUUCCUCAGGCCCCUCAAGUCCACGUUCAUCAUACAGCGAAUGUGGAGAGAAUGCAGACUGGGAAAAUCCAUGCCUUAGCCCUCCUUUCAACGAGUUUUAUCCCCGUUUAUCAGACUCAAGUCAUCUGGUUUUCGACACCUCUGGAAAUGGAACAUUGUACCCUAGCAACAAUA